This is a messenger RNA of Penicillium hordei, 747 nucleotides long. Its product is annotated as putative cell wall protein. The transcript has a single exon. The record is from RefSeq and is a predicted model, not a curated record. Lineage: Eukaryota; Fungi; Ascomycota; Eurotiomycetes; Eurotiales; Aspergillaceae. Bases 1 to 747 code for a protein of 248 amino acids.
AUGUUCUCCACUACUAUCAACUUCUCCGGUCUCAUGUGCCUCGUCCUUGCCCUCAGCCCUGCUGCCGUCCUCUCUGAUCCUCAGGUGCCCGCUCCCCCAUUCCCGGAGAUCAUCAACCACGGCCCUGAGACCACCAACCAGGGCCCAGGCAACAGCGAGACCUCCGCCGGCAGCGGCGUCAAUGUCGGCAUCCCCGGCGGUCCCUCUGUGAACGUUGGCGCCGGAUUCCUCGACUCUCACCGCGGUCCCUGCGGCCCUGGCUCAGGCGAUGACCACAGCGCCGGCGCCGGUGUUAACGUUGGUAUCCCCAGCGGCCCUGGCGUCAACGUCGGCAAUGGCGAGCACCACCACCAGGACGGCUAUCCAUGCCCUGAGCCUCCUGCCGUUGUCGUCGUGCCUACUACCACUUCCAACCCUCCCCCCGUUGUUGUGCCUACUACUACUUCCAACCCUCCUCCCAUUGAGACUGCCCACCCUCCUACUUGGACUAGUGUCCCCACCAUCCUCCCUCCCACCUUCACCACCCCCAUCUCCGGCCCUCUCACCACUGUCCCGGCCGCCUGGGCACCUAUCGCCCCCGCCCAGUCCUCCACCCCUCUGAUCCACCACGCCGUGCCCACUGCAUCGGCCUCACCUUCCGCUGUUCCUUCUGUUCCCGUCGUGUCCGUCUUCAAUGCCGGCUCAUCUCUGGUCCCCGGAUCCGCCCUCGCAGUGGCUCUUCCCAUUAUCGUGGCUUUCUUCCAGUAA